AUGGCCUCGCGGCUGCUGCACCGGCUGCGGCACGCCCUGGCCGGCGAGGGCCCCGAGGCGGCCCCCGGCCCCGAGGCCGAGCCGUUCCCGGAGAGCUCGGAGCUGGAGGACGACGACGCCGAGGGCCUGUCCUCGCGCCUCAGCGGCACCCUCAGCUUCACCAGCGCCGAGGACGCGGACGCGGACGAGGACGAGGGGGCGGGCCCCGAGCCGCUGCCCGCCGAGGACGGGGCUGCGGGGGACGACGCAGAACAGAGCGCCCAGCCCGAAGGACAGCGGGGCAGCCAGCUCCUGGCACGCCAGUUGCAGGAUUUCUGGAAGAAGUCCCGGAAUACCCUGGUACCCCAGCGGCUCCUCUUUGAGGUGACCAGUGCCAACGUGGUCAAGGACCCGCCCUCCAAGUACGUGCUCUACACCCUCGCCGUGAUGGGCCCAGGGCCACCAGAUCGCCAGCCAGCCCAGAUCUCUCGCCGCUACUCAGACUUUGAGCGAUUGCACAGAAACCUGCAGCGGCAGUUCCGGGGCCCAAUGGCUGCCAUCUCCUUCCCCCGUAAGCGCCUGCGCCGUAAUUUUACUGCAGAGACCAUCGCCCGCCGCAGCCGGGCCUUCGAGCAAUUUUUGAGCCACCUGCAGUCAGUGCCUGAGCUGCGCCAGGCCCCGGUACUGCAGGACUUCUUCGUGCUGCCUGAGCUGCAGCGGGCACAGAGCCUCACCUGUACCGGGCUCUAUCGUGAGGCUCUGACACUCUGGGCCAAUGCCUGGCAGCUGCAGGCCCAGCUGGGCAUCCCCGCAGGCCUAGACCGUCCUCUGCUGACGCUGGCUGGGCUGGCUGUGUGCCACCAGGAGUUGGAGGACCCUGGGGAGGCCCGGGCAUGCUGUGAGAGGGCCUUGCAACUGCUGGGGGACAAGAGCCCCCACCCUCUGCUGGCACCCUUUCUGGAGGCCCAUGUCCGGCUUUCCUGGCGCCUAGGAUUGGACAAACGCCAAUCAGAGGCCCAGCUCCAGGCCCUCCAAGAGGCAGGCCUGACCCCCACGCCACCCCCCAGUCUCAAAGAAUUGCUUAUCAAGGAGGUACUAGACUAAUCCUUUCUAGACUUAAGGCUUUUGUGGGGAGAAGUGCUGCCCCAGGUUGAAGCAGGGGUGGUGAGGACACGGUCAGCAGUUGGGAGGCUAUAGGGGGUGCUGGAAACCCCUCAAAGUUCCACAAAGAGCAUGUAGCAGACUGAGGAAACAUGCUGCUUCUGUUGAGCUGGGCUCAGGACAAGCUAUGGCUGAGGCGCGAUGGCACAGGAAGCCCUGCACAGCCUCUCUGGGGGCUGGAGGCUGUGCCCCAGGUCAAGGUUAAUGUUCCCUUCUCUGUGGGCCUCCAAACCAGUGAAGGGUGCCUGGGAUGCUCCUCUGGUGUCCUGGAGUUGAUGGCUGGAGGGAGGGCUGAGUUCCAGCCCAAGGGAAUUAAAGGCCAGCAGCUCCAGUAGUAUCAGUCUCUUUAUUGGAUGUGAGGGACGGGAGGCUCAGCCCCCAAAUGUAAUUCCCGGCUCAGGAAUGGGCGAGAAGGGAGAUCCUGAAGACCAGGCUGGUACCUCUGGCUACAGCAUACUCUUUAAGACCUUGGGCUUCACUCGGAUCACACCCUCCUGGGCACAGGACACAGCCAGGACCCCGUCCUGACGCCACAGCCUCCCAUGGACCAGCCCCCGGCCGCCACCUGUGUACAGGGAGAAGGGUGAGAAUGGCCUUAUCUCCUUCAGCAGAGCCAAACAUGCUUCUAGAAGAGGCUACUGCCCAGGUUGGGCUGCCCCCCACAAGGACCCGCUGAGUAUUGAGGUCACUCCAAAUCUCCAAGUGCCCCUUUAUGAGAUGGUAUGGCCUGGUGGGUCCUGAGGAACACUUCCUCCCAUAGGAACCCCACUUGACAUUUAAAGCACUUUCAUAUAUGUACUCACUUCCUUAAAAAGAUCACAGAGGGAAGGGGCGGGGGGAGGUCUGAGCAGCUUAGCUAAGCAGAUCUGCCCCUACCUCUGGCCACUUCGGUUAGGCAAUUCAUCAGUUCCUUUUAGUAUAAGUCACACCAGGACCUUCAGACUUGUAACUCAUGAAAAAUACCUCACAGACACACACCUAAGUGGUUGAAGAGAGGAGACCUGGGGCCAGGUCUGGCCACUCUCCGCCCCCACCCAAAGACUCCCUUUACUGGCCCUUGGGCCUGAAUCGGAUGUUGGCGAAGGGAAGUGCUACUUCCCUAACAUAGGAGAGUGGACUUAGUUCUCAUAGUAGCCAAGUGAAGCCGGCAUUGUUGUCCCAUUUUCCAGGUGAUGACAGUGAGAUCCAGGGAGCUCAGGCACUUGGCCUUAAGGAUCAGACCAAACCUGAACCCAGGGGUCCUACUUCCAGGUGUUGAUCCCAUACUGUGAUGCUCUCGGUACUAGAUCCCCUACCCCCAGUAUAAAAGUCCCUGAAGUUUUGUCCCUGUUUAACAAAGCUUUUCUUCAUUUCAAAUGCACUUCCUUGGAAAGGUACGUGGGACCCUGAGACUGGACACUGAUGGAGUCCGACUUUGUCAACUUAUGCGGGGUGUCUCAGUGACUACCCCCUGCCCUGAACCAGAUUAAUCAUCAAAACCACUCAGGGAAUUUAUAAAAUCCAGGUUCUUGUACCUCACCCAAGACCCACUCAGUCACUGAGAAUCUAUUUUGAAAAAUCCACCCCCCUCCCCCCAAGCAGCAGGCUGAUAGGCCAUGAGAGUUGGCUGCCCUGGCUCUGUUGCACACCCACUUGUUUAGAUGGCUCACAGGCUCAGAUAGGAGAUGGGACUUGCCCAAGAUCAUACAAAGAAUCUAAAGUUCUGGGACAAGAACUGGGUCUGAGAUGAAGCGGAUCAUGUUGCCAGCGUGUUGUCCAAAUGAAGAGCUGAGAGCCUGUCCUCAAGCCUCACCCUGUCGUUUUGAAGACGAGGAUGCCAAAACCCCUACCGGCAGUGUCCCAUAGAAGUGGGCAGGGGGCAGCAUCACCCAAGAAAGCAGGCUCCCUGCAACCCCAAGGUCAGUGCCCUGGUCCCACUCACCCACAUACUCACCAGCCCAGGGGCUCUCACACUCAUAGAGCAUCCAGUGGUCGGCUCGGAAAGGGGCGUGGAACCACAUGGAGUGGUCCAGGGAGGCCAUGAAGUGCACCUCAUGCUGCCGCCGGUGGGGCAGCACUGCUGUGCCCAGGAAGGCGUAGUCCGAGAUGUAGGCCGCCACGCAGCAAUGCAUCUUGAUGUCACCCUCCCCUGCAACAGGUUCGGGCCCCAUCAACCCUAGCCUCCUGGCUUUAUAGCUCAGGACCUGCAGGGAGGUGGGGAGGAAGGGGCUCUGUGCACAGACGUGCAGACUCUCACUGCACACGGGCACCUGGCCCGAGGUGUGUGUGAGCGGGGGGGUGACUGAGUACUGAAAUCUGGUCUUCACUGCUGAGCCCCUCACCUAUCCCUGGUGACAUGUCUUCUGAUGUGUACAAAGGCACCUAUGGUUAGCAGUGGGCCUGGAGAAGAAUCUCAAGACGGUGCCUUGCCUUAGGAUUAUAGUUACCUCCUUACUCCCCCUGUACAAAGGGCCGAGAAGCCCUAGUAAAAAAGUCGAGCCAGCGUCUCCAUUGCCAGAUAAAGUAACAGGCCCAGAGCCCUGGAAGAGUCUUCUUUCAAUCCAUGGGGUCUUCUUACCAAUAUAGCCCCGGGCUCGCACCCAGAACAUCUGUUUGGGCUCCACAUGCUGCAGUUGGCUCGAGGUGGGUGGGUUUACCAGCUUGAUCUCAAUGGGCACCUCCUGCGCAGCAAUUCGGUUCAUUCCCACUUGGUACUUCUCUAGGAGGUUAGGGUCUCUGAAAGUAAAGGGGAGAGGGACCAGGAGAGCCCCAGGAAGAGGAGCCUCUCCUCUGAGCUGCCUCUUCCGACUCCUCUCACUCCUCACAGGGACUCCUGACUUCCCCAAAAGUACUCCACGCCCCUAGCAGGCAGGAUAGUACAGCAGGUCCCUGAAUAACGUCAUGUCAUUCAACAUUAUAAUGCUGGUGAGAAAAAAAAACCCGACCAACAUUGAGGGAACCGAUGCUAAUCGAGAACUUGCACUCAUUGAUUGUCCUUUGUGUAAAGUCGCAGUCAAGAACCCACCGAGGACAUCAAGUGAGGACUUGCUGUAGUGAGUUUGAAUCCCUUCUUUGCUGCCAUAUGGCCGUGUGCAAGUGAGUCAUCUGAGCCUAUUUUCCCACCUGCAAAAUGUGGCUAAUGACACACCUACCUCAUAAUCCCUACCGUGGAGAGGCCAAGACAAUGUAUCUAAAGCCAACGCAUCUCAGGCACUGGGCGCACCUGUGCCCUCUCGUCCAUCAGCUCCUUCCUCCUAACCACCCUGCGAGGUCGAUGCCAUCAUCAUCACCCCCAUCCGAUAAAUAAGCGCAGAGAAUCCAGUGCUUGCUCAAAAGUAGAGAAAGUGGGACUAGGAAUCAGGCCAUCUGGCUCCACGGUUCAUAUUCUAACCCACUUCACUAUUCUAAACAAUCACGGAGCAACCGCCCAGCUCGCACUACCGCAUCACCUAACUCUAGGCAACAGGGAAUGCUGUCGCUGGGGCGGGGGCCCAUUUCCAGCGCCUUCACGCCAGUAACAACCACCCCUAGAGCCCUUCACUGAGGUUUCUAUUUUCACCCCUGUCCUCCAGGAGCUGCUCCGUAGACUUUUUCUGUGACGAUGGCACAUUCUAUAUCUGCAUUUCCUCUGUGGUAGCCACUAGCCACAGGUGGCCAGAAGUGCUUGAUGUGGGCAGCGGGAUGAGGAACUGAACUGUUAAUUCCAUUUCAUGUUGACAGCGCCGCACAUGGCUAGUGGCUUCCUUACUGGACAGCACAGCUGUUGAUUUAGGGACCUUUAAAACAUCUUCCUUUCAUUCUGGGGAACAUUUGUGAGCUCGGAGUCCUCUCUGUCAACAGUGGCAUCACUGCAAUCCCCUGAGCUCUCACCAAGCGCCUUAUUAUCUCGUCUCACUUAGUCCUCACUCAGCCUUAAUGGAAAGGAGUUAUGGUCAUUACCACCCUGAGGACACAACUUGCUCAAACUCACCCAGCUAGCAGAGAGAAUCUAGAUUUGAGCCGACUCUUCCCAGGUUCCAACCCGCAUCUGUCCCAUCACCCCCUGCUGGCUGCUGGGCCACAACUAACCAUGCAGACAGAGGUGGUCUCCCUAGACAUGGCCAUGACAUAGGCAGAGCACCAAUGACCAUUCUCAUUUUUAAAUGACAAGCAGGGCUCAGAGGCUGUGUGGCACUUGUAGCAGGAGAGUGCUGACACGCACAACCCCGGCCAGAAUCCCUGUGUCUGUCCUGGGUUGGGAACAGAGCUCUUUCCCCUGUCCCAGCAUCACCCCAACUAAUAAGCUAUAGUCCAAGUACAAAAUAUAUUUUGCCAGGUGAUAGUCAUAAUAUCUAACACUAAACAAAGGCAACAAACCCACCCCUGCCAGGCUGCCCUCCCUCCGAGGCUGCUGGAACUCGAGAGGAGAGGGAUCACGCAGGGGGUGGGGAGGUUAAUAUUUACCAGUGGUUCUAGAAAUAUUUUAAUAAAAGUGUAACAACCAACAAAGCUCAUAGUACCCGAGCUGGCUGAGUGAUAAGCCCUGCAUUUUACACGGUGACCCAUGCACACAUGCUCACACACAUUUAACCUGCGAAGUUUCACAAGAGGACUCUCACCUACUCCUUUUCUAGGCUGUCAUAGUUUUUAAAUGCUGGUCCAAACCCACCACAGGAAUUCAUGACUACUGCAGUUUGAACCCUGUCCUGGAGCCUCCAGGUCUCUCACCUUACAUAAUAGUCCAAGAGGGUCUCACUGUCAAGCAGUUCCUCAGGUGCGGGCACAGCAGGCAUGGAGAACUGGUGCUGCAUGGGGCUGGGCUGGACCUGCUGGAAGGAGGCCUGGCAGAUGAAGAUGGGCUUGCCAUGUUGCACCGCCUUCACGGAGCGCACCGAGAAGCUUGCCCCAGUUCGUGUCCGUUCCACUUGGUACAGUACUGGCACCUUUGGGUCUCCUGCAAUGGGCACGAAGGACACAGUGAGUCUCCUAGGCCUGGUCUUUCUCCAAGCCUUUUCUGCUCAUGCUUUACU
Messenger RNA from Talpa occidentalis (Iberian mole), 6128 nucleotides. RefSeq names its product sorting nexin family member 21 (gene SNX21). Gene Ontology annotation, cellular component: early endosome membrane. NCBI's taxonomy places the organism in Eukaryota, Metazoa, Chordata, Mammalia, Eulipotyphla, Talpidae. The record is from RefSeq and is a predicted model, not a curated record. Gene Ontology annotation, biological process: protein transport. Gene Ontology annotation, molecular function: protein binding; phosphatidylinositol phosphate binding.